Candidula unifasciata is the source of this 733-nucleotide messenger RNA. NCBI's taxonomy places the organism in Eukaryota, Metazoa, Mollusca, Gastropoda, Stylommatophora, Geomitridae. The record is from the annotation of a GenBank genome assembly.
AGCUACAGCAGACACUGGACCUACAGCAGACACUGGACCUACAGCAGACACUGGACCUACAGCAGACACUGGACCUACAGCAGACACUGGACCUACAGCAGACACUGGACCUACAGCAGACACUGGACCUACAGCAGACACUGGACCUACAGCAGACACUGGACCUACAGCAGACACUGGACCUACAGCAGACACUGGACCUACAGCAGACACUGGACCUACAGCAGACACUGGACCUACAGCAGACACUGGACUUACAGCAGACACUGGACCUACAGCAGACACUGGACCUACAGCAGACACUGGACCUACAGCAGACACUGGACCUACAGCAGACACUGGACCUACAGCAGACACUGGACCUACAGCAGACACUGGACCUACAGCAGACACUGGACCUACAGCAGACACUGGACCUACAGCAGACACUGGACCUACAGCAGACACUGGACCUACAGCAGACACUAGGCCUACAGCAGACACUAGACCUACAGCAGACACUAGACCUACAGCAGACACUGGAUCUACAGCAGACAUGGUCCUACAGCAGACAUGGUCCUACAGCAGACAUGGUCCUACAGCAGACACUAGGCCUACAGCAGACACUAGGCCUACAGCAGACACUGGACCUACAGCAGACAUGGUCCUACAGCAGACACUGGACCUACAGCAGACACUGGACCUACAGCAGACACUGGACCUACAGCAGACAUGGUCCUACAGCAGACACUAG